GCUUCACGAUAACUUAAAAAUGGCCGCCAGACAAAACGGCGCGCCAAGUGAAUUAACGGUCAAAUAAUCUACAUAGGCCCUGCAUCAUGACGACGGCAACAGUGUACGAGACAUUAAAAAUUCAUAUAAUUGAGGCGAAGGAGUUGCGGGGAGAGUCGCCGGCACAAAUUCGAACAUUUUGCAAGUUAAAACUCGGUAACGAGUAUGUAUUCGAGACUGUAGUGAGAGGAAAAGAGACAAAUCCCUACUACAAUGAAACAUUUGAUUGUGAUUUUCAAGAACCAUUCCUCUUAGGGAAUAAUUUAUCAGUUGUUGUGUUCGAAAAAGCAGCUCACAAGGAUAAAGUUUUGGGAAAAGUCAAUUUGAGAAAGGAAGAUCUAAAAGACUACAAGGGGGAUAACUGGUUUCCUUUGAAACCUGCAGAAAAUCGUUUCGAAGCUGAAGGAUCCAUACAUAUAGAAUUAUCAUUCAUGCAAGUCUUGCAAACUGAACCGUUCAGUCCACCAAGCACUGGUGUCAAACAACAAUUAGUAGUUAAGUUAAUAGAGGCCAAAAAUUUAGCCUGCACAAACAUUAAAAACUGCACUCCAUCUGCUUGUAUAAGUUUACUUAAAGGAGCUGGAAAAAAACCAACCAAAUUCAAGUGCCCCCCAAAAAAAGGAACCAACUGCCCAAAAUUUGAAUAUCAAUGCCAAUUUCCGUAUGAUUCGGAUACAACCAAUCCAGUGUCUCAUUACAGCCCAGAACAUGUACCUGAUUAUCAAUUAGAAAUAACAUUAUUUCAAGAGGAACAGAAGAAUAUAUCAAGUUCAUCAGAAUUUUUGGGAGAAGUUCGAUUAAAAUUAUCAGACGUUCCGCAGACCAAACAUGACGCCUGGUACGCUUUGCAACCCCGCAAAGACAUAUCUGAUUCUGGAGGUCAUUUAAGGUUAAAUAUUGACUAUAAUAAGCAUCAGAUACUUCCUUCGGAAGCCUAUAAAGAAUUCGAAAGGGUUCUUAUUCAAAAUCAAGACUUAGCCUAUCAUCUCUUUAGCGCAGACGACGAAAGAAAGAGGAUAACUCGACCUCUAUUAAGAAUCAUGUAUAAAAAUUCAAAGAUAGUCGAUCUCAUUAAACAUUUCGCAACAAUGGAAACAAAUUCAAUUGACGAAGUGAGUUCAAUUUGGAGGUCAGAUUCUGUUCUCAGUAAGUGUGUUGGUGAGCUGAUGUUCGUCGCUGGGAGACGAUAUCUAAGUGCUACUAUAAAAUGUGUAAUUGAUAGAAUAUAUAACGACCAUAAAUACUGUGAAAUUGACCCCUUAAAAGCGAAAUCUGAAAAAGAAAUACAAUCUAGUAAUCAACUUCUUCGUAAUUAUGUCAUAGACAUAAUGGACGCCAUCCUAUCGUCUGGAAAGAAUUUCCCUUCGGUCGUCUCUCAAGUUUUAAGCGACCUACGCGAUUUGGCUGUAAAUAAAUUUAGUAAUAACAAUCUUGAAGAUUUACAAAAUCAGAUUGUUAGUAGUUUUGUCUUUCUCCGUUUUUUUGCACCGGCCAUUGUCAAUCCAAAAUUGUUUGAAAUUCGAAGUGAUACACCUGAUUGUAUGACAGGAAGAACCUUGACACUAAUCAGCAAGAGUAUACAAAGCUUAGGUAACCUUGUGUGCACUAGGCGUAAAAACUCAGUAGCUUUUAAAGAGGAUUUUAUGGCAAAUUUUCUAAAUGACCUAUUAAAUGAACACCCAAAGUAUCUUACAUUGGUCAAGGAUUUCCUUGGGACUGUUUGUACUGUGCCUAAAGACUUACAGGGUAACAAUUCAUCAAAUGACACUGUUUUGAAAGAAGGAAUAUUGAAUAAGAAAUCACGAGGGAACACUCUCUUUCGUUUAAGCUUUUAUUCAAGAUUCUUUUCCCUCACUCCAAGAUCAUUCAGAUAUCGUAGAGGUAAUGGAAAAAUGCAGGAAAUACGUUUACUGGACAUCUUGGCUAUUGAAGAUCUCUCGGAAGCAUCAUUUGGAAAAAAGAACAUGUUACAAAUUGUUUAUGGCGGUACUUCUAUUGUUAAAUUGUACUUGCAAGCGAAGAAUCGUAAAGAGAGAGAUGACUGGAAGAAGGUAUUACAUUUAGCUACUUCCUGCAAUACUAACCGCCUUGUUCAUUACCAUCCUGGUAUUACCCGUAAAGGAAGGUAAAGUAUUACUUUAAAAGUCAAAAGUCUUGUUUCCUUAACUCAUUCCUUUCCUUUUGAAGAUUUUUGUGCUGCGGAAGACAGGACGAAAACGGUUGCCAACCAACUACUUGCCCUAGUAUAAGUUCCCCAACAGGUGCGGAACUUUGUGAAAAUAUAGAAAAGGAUUUCGAAAAAGUUCUACAUUUUCUGGUUGAAAAUGAAAAGAACAUACAAGAUAUCGACCAAGUAAAAUCGGUGCUCAACACAUUAGUAAAUCUGCAUAAUGACUGUAGAAGGCAGCAAAUUGAACAGGUACAGACUGGAUCUCAGGAAUUUCCAAUCAAUUGCCGGUCUAAUGAAUACUAAGUGUUUUUAUUGUCUACAAUUUUUUCUCGUGCUUAUAUCGUUUGUUGUGCGUAUUUGUUCAGAUUUUUAUACAAAUUUUAAUAAAUCGAGGAGACGUUCUCGUAUUUCAAAAACUAAGGAAAAUCCCUGUUCGCCAAUUCUUGAAUAUUGUUUAAAAUGUCCCCAAAAGUCUUUUACAAUUUAAGAUCUUACUAAUUCCUAUCUUGCCCUUCCCAAACCCCCUCCCCACCUCCUCAUCCUCAAAAAACACCUACUAUCUUUUUUUAUUGUCCUAUUUACGGAAUUCAGUGAUGUAGUGGUGUUUAAUGUUUUUUAUUAAUGAAUAUUGUUUUUGUUAGUAAGACAAUGUCUCAAUUUUAAUCACUUGAUCUAUUAUAAUAAAAAGAAAUAAUCACAAAACAAAGUCAAGAUCCCUUGUUUGUUCUUUUCUUUCAUUCUAAUAAGGAAUGAACCAGUUUUCUUUCGUUGUUAGGAUAAUUAGCCUCAGAUUAGAUUGAGGCAAACAAAAAUUAGGAUGGAAGCCCAUAAAGGGACUCUAGUCCACGGAAGGAUUUAGUAAAAGGCGAAAUCCUUGCACGAUUUGACCUAGAGCCAGAGCAUAACUUAUGUACAAUCUACUUUCUGUUUUAAAAGAAAUUUUGAAAGGGUUUUGUCCAUUAAACUAAUUUGCAUAUUAAGUUUAGUGGAGCAGUUUGGAACAGAAGAGAGGAGGAUAAACAGAAGAUAUAGAAGGUCUUUUUAGUGUUGGUUAAUAGUUUUUUGUAUUAAUUAAUAAAGAAAAUUAUGGCUAAUUUACUAAAAAUAUACUCUUUUUUAAUAUCUAAUUAAUUACGGCAAUUACCAUAAUUAAGACUUUUCUCUGAGUAAUUUGCAGUUAUCUCCGAAUUAACAGCAAAAAUAAUAAAUAUUACAAUAAUAUAAGCUGUUAUGUCUAGAGAAUGUUAUGAGUAUUAGAUUUCAUCAUUCGAUUCAAAUUCCGAAUCAAGUGCGUACAGUUCUUUUUCGUAACUCUUUGCAAUGCUAAGAUCGUCAUCACUCUUAGAAUUACUACGAACUGAACUCCUUUUUGUCGAUCUAUCCGUCGUUUGCCUACUCGAUACAGGUCUUGCAGUAGAAUUUCUAGAAGAGUCUAAAGUCUCCAAUAGCUUUCUUUCGGAACCUGAAUCUGAGUAAGAGAGUGAAGGGGGAUUUUCUAUUUUAUUAGUAUCUUUAGUAUAAGAAUCCGUAUCAUCAAAGCUUAAAUUAUCGUUAUUUUCGUCGUAUGCAUAAGAAUAAUUAUAGGUACCAUUUCUUUUAGCAUCCGUCGAAUCAUCAAAAGUAACUUUAUUUUCAGUACGAUUUAAACUACCAUUGUUCUGAUUUUUCGUUGAUUUGCUAUAUCUUUCCUUCAAUAGGUUACUACCAAUUUUAUGAUUUAAGAUAUAUGUUAUACUUAGAGAACUUCUUCCAAAUCUCUGAGAUAUUGAUUUAUUAUUUUGAUUAUAAGGAAGAACACCAUAAGUACAAUUAUGUCGUCUAGGCUGUUCAGAGUAGAAUGUCCCUCUUUUCAUACAUUCAGGCGUUGAAUUCGAUAAUUUUUGCAUUAGACGAUCUCUCUCAGCUUCACGCAAUUUAUCCUUGGAUGAUAAACUAGGAGCAGUUUUUUGAAAACUUGUAGGAUAUCGAUAUUUAAUAGAGCAUGCUGUUUUUUUAAGUAGAGAAUCCGUUUUUUCAACAACAUUCGUUGAUUUUUGCUUUUCUGCAUCAUUUUGAUGAGGAUUCGCUGAUUUUUUUCUAUUUGUUGAACCUUUCCAAGAACCGCUAGUAGCCAUUUUUAUAUAAUAUAUUGGCUCUCUAAGGUCAACUGGUAAUUUUUUCCUCGAAACACCAGGAAAAUGAUAAUCAGUUUGGGAGUAUUCACGUCUAUUCAAGUUCUUUGUCAUGAUUAUAUUUUUAAACUGAGUAAAACGAUGUGCAGUUGACACAAAACCGUUGAUUGCUAAGCAACCUACAGAGAGAUUGCUUGUUGACAACUUUAUCGAUUGUCAUAAUAGGCUUAAAAAUGCACCAAAUUCGUCUUAAGUUACCAAUUAGCGUCGAAAUGUGAAAGAAAAAAAUUAAAUAUACUUGUA
This is a messenger RNA of Dimorphilus gyrociliatus, 4623 nucleotides long. The record is from the annotation of a GenBank genome assembly. Lineage: Eukaryota; Metazoa; Annelida; Polychaeta; Dinophilidae.